AUGUCCAGUUAUCGUUGGCCACCAGUUCCUACAUCUGGACUUAAAUCACGAGAUUACGCUAAUGAACGUAGUAGCAGUAUAAGUAAUCAAUCAAUCAGAAACUCUACAGAACUUUAUCAAUUGGCUCAAUCGAAUAUUAUUCCUUUACCGAAUGAACCGGAUUUUGCAACAUGUGAUGAUACAUUAACUCGAUUUCUUGUGGCAACAAAUUAUGUUGUUGAAGAUGCUUUUAAACAAUUGAAAACAGCUGUAGAAUGGCGUCGAGAAUAUCAACCAUUGACAAUUCAAUGUUUAACGGUUGCUUGUUGUAAUCCAAAAAUUGGUAAGAAAUUUGUACAAACAUUUGCUGAUUGUUAUCCAGAAACUUUAUAUAAAUUUAUAUUAAUUAAUCAUGGUACAUUCUUUCAUGGUAUAUGGAAAGCAAUUAAAGUUUUUAUUGAUCCAAAUACAGUGAAAAAAGUGAAAUUAAUUCGUAAAGAAAAAAUUCAACGAACAUUUAAUGAAAUGUUUACCCCAGAUACAAUAACAUGGUUAUUAGAUGAAAUUAAAUUAAAGAAAAUCAAUAUCACAGAAAAUCAAUUGAGAUUUUGGGAAUCACCACAUUCAUAUGAAUUACAUGAUCCACGUGGUACACAUGAAUAUAUUCAACGUUGUAUAGAACCAUUAAAAUUAUUCAUUGAACAACAACAACAACAACAACGACAGCAACCACAGCAACAACAGCAACAACAGCGACCACAGCGACCACAGCAACGACAGCAACCACAGCAACAAUCUAAACAAAAAUCAUUUAUAUUAACAUAUGAUAAUUUAGGUUUAAAAACUCAUAUGCCACAUACAAAUAUUAUGGAUUGUUUAAAUAAAACAUUAAAACAAGUUAAAAUUCAAUCAUUCUAUAAUGGUAAAUAUAUUAAACCAAAUAAAGAAGAAUUACAAGCAUAUGGAGUUGAUAUCAAUGAUAAUCUAUCUGAAAUUAGUGGAGGAUCUGAAGAAGAAGAAUAA
Molecule: messenger RNA, 1002 nt
Organism: Schistosoma mattheei
Lineage: Eukaryota; Metazoa; Platyhelminthes; Trematoda; Strigeidida; Schistosomatidae
Source: the annotation of a GenBank genome assembly